This is a messenger RNA of Symbiodinium sp. CCMP2592, 645 nucleotides long. The record is from the annotation of a GenBank genome assembly. NCBI's taxonomy places the organism in Eukaryota, Dinophyceae, Suessiales, Symbiodiniaceae.
AUGGAGCCUUGGGACGGUCCUGCCUUGGUUUGCUUCACGGAUGGCAUUCAGUUCGGUGCCACGCUGGAUCGAAACGGCCUCCGUCCAGGACGUUUCUACAUCACCAAGGACAAGAGGCUCAUUCUCGCCUCGGAGGUCGGUGUCGUGGAUGUCCCACAGGAAGAGGUGCAGUUCAAGGGCCGACUGCGGCCGGGGCGCAUGCUCCUGGUGGAUUUCAGCGAAGGAAAGCUGAUCGAGGACAACGAGCUGAAGAUGCGCUAUGCGAAGAAGCAGCCAUAUGCCGACUUCCUGAAGACUCACAGCAUCGAGAUCAAGGAUAGAUUGGGCCCGGAGCCCAAGACGGACACGGCGCUGAUCGAGGAACUGCUCGACGAGGAGCCUGGCAGCUUCGACACCUCGGACACCACCCUGGUCAACAAGCGCGUGCUGCCGCUGCUCACCUACACCGGCUACACCUACGAGAAGGUGGAGAUGCUCCUGGCGCCGAUGGUCAAGACGGGCGCCGAGCCUCUGGGCUCCAUGGGCCAGGAUGUGGCUUUGGCCUGCAUGUCCAGAAUGCCUCGCCAGCCUUUCGACUACUUCUUCCAGCUCUUCGCGCAGGCGACGAAUCCACCCAUUGACCCGAUCCGCGAGGCGCGAGUUUAG